Molecule: messenger RNA, 1124 nt
Organism: Cydia fagiglandana
Lineage: Eukaryota; Metazoa; Arthropoda; Insecta; Lepidoptera; Tortricidae
Exons: 1
Coding region: 219-980 (253 amino acids)
Molecular function (GO): oxidoreductase activity
Source: RefSeq, a predicted model, not a curated record
AAUAUCUCGAAUGUUCCAAAGUUUUUUUCUCACCGGUCACACCUUUGUUUACUUCGAGUGCAUAAAAAUUUGACUAUAUGCGUCUAUGCGUAAUAUAUGUCUAAUAUUAGUUAUGUCUGGCAAAUUUUUUUCCAGUUCAGUAGUCGACUCGACGCGCCGGCGCUCUAUCUGGCAGUCAGUUCGACCUUGUGCGCAAAAACAAAAUAAACCAACACAACAUGGAUUUCAGCGAUAAAGUUGUUUUAAUAACCGGUGGCAGUUCAGGAAUUGGAGCAGCCACCGCCAUUUACUUUGCCAACUUGUCAGCAAAGCUGGUCUUAGUUGGCCGCAAAGAAAACGCCUUGCGGACUAUCGCUGCAUACUGUGAGAAUGCUAAAGGAAUAAAACCUUUGACUAUAACCGCGGAUGUUACCGAGGACGCAGAGGUAGGAAGGAUUGUUGAGGAAGCCGUGGGACAUUUUGGGAAGUUAGAUGUGCUGGUCAACAGUGCCGGUGUUUUAAAGCCGGGUGGAAUGAAGAAUUCCAACAUGGAGAACUAUGACAAAGUAAUGUCAACAAACAUGCGCGCAGUUUACCACUUAACGAUGCUGGCUACGCGUCAUCUCGUACAAACCAAAGGUUGUAUAAUCAACGUAUCGAGCAUAAAUAGCACGAAGCCUAGCGCUUUAACCAUAGCGUACAACGUUUCUAAAGCCGCUUUAGAUCAGUUCACAAAAUGCGUAGCGCUCGAAUUGGCGGCGGAUGGGGUACGCGUUAACUCCGUGAACCCUGGAUUUGUGAAAACGAAUAUCCUGAGUGAUGCUGGAUUAUCGGAGGACCAAUUAGAGCUGGUCGUGCAGAAUAUUGUCAAUAGCCAGCCGCUACAGAAGCCGGUGCAGGCAGAUGAUGUUGCUGAAGUCAUCGUGUUUUUGGCGAGCGACAAGGCUAAAAGCAUUACUGGAUCAUGUUACGUAAUAGAUGGCGGUAGCUUGUUAAAGUAAUAUGCAAUGUCAGGGUACAGUCUCCAUCAGAUAUAUCGGAGCGGCCAAGGUGCUCGCAAAUAUCUGAACACGCCUCUAUUGUCAAGGCGUGCUCAGAUAUUUUUGAGCACCUUGGCCGCUCCGAUAUAUCUGAUGGCGACUAUA